AUGGCGAACGGUGUCACUGCGAACAGCAUGCGCGUGAGCGUCAAGGCGCCUGAUUUGGGUGCCUUCCCCCUCGACCACUACCGCGAGUGCAAGAGCCAGAUCGAGGACUACUACACGUGCCUGAAGCAAAACGAGUACGUCACGCCCAUGUGCCGGGACCAGGUGCGGUCGUACCUGCAGUGCCGUAUGGAUCGCGGCCUAAUGAAGGCGGCCGACCUCGAAGGCUUCGGCCUUCCCAAGACGGAGUUUGUGCCGACGCGGCAGCACCGCAUUGACCUCAAACAACAGUGGCUGCGGCAGAAGAUGAAUCAGGUUACGGUGGUGUGGGAGGAGAACUACAAACGCGACGACCUGCAGGUGCCGGAUGGAUAUGAGCGGGAGAAGGGCAGCAGCGGCGCGGAUACAAAGCCGAAGGAAGAAAAGGGCGGUACGUAG
Trypanosoma grayi is the source of this 435-nucleotide messenger RNA. RefSeq names its product Cytochrome c oxidase assembly protein COX19. The coding region runs from base 1 to 435 and encodes 144 amino acids. Gene Ontology annotation, biological process: mitochondrial respiratory chain complex IV assembly. Lineage: Eukaryota; Euglenozoa; Kinetoplastea; Trypanosomatida; Trypanosomatidae. Gene Ontology annotation, cellular component: mitochondrial intermembrane space. The transcript has a single exon. The record is from RefSeq and is a predicted model, not a curated record.